ACUGUGCCCGACCACACUCUCAUCGCUCUCGUAUUUUCGAUCGCUAGGGCGGGAGGAAACGGAGGGAACCAUCCCGCCGUUCGUUCUUCCAUUCUCGUUUUGAUCCGCCGGCGACAGCACCAUCGAUCCGCUUCUUUCGUCUCUCUCUGUCUCUUCCCUGGUCGAUACAGUUGAGUGCUAAAGAGGACGGUUUUACGUGGUCCAUUUAUCCUGAAAUUGGAACAUUUGCGUUCUAGACGUUCUUCAAAUGGGCUAUAUAGGUGUUCAUGGUGUCAACACACUGCAUAAGUACAAGUACAGUGGCGUCGAUAGGUCCUAUGUGGCGAAGUAUGUCUUGCAGCCAUUCUGGAGCCGCUGUGUGAAUCUCUUCCCACUUUGGAUGCCGCCAAACAUGAUCACUUUGACGGGUUUCAUGUUCUUGGUGGUAUCUGCUCUUCUGGGUUAUAUUUAUUCUCCUCGUCUGGAUUCUCCUCCACCACGUUGGGUGCAUAUUGCACAUGGGUUGCUCCUCUUUUUAUAUCAGACUUUUGAUGCUGUUGAUGGCAAGCAGGCCAGGCGCACUAAUUCAUCCAGUCCACUGGGUGAACUCUUUGAUCAUGGUUGUGAUGCGCUUACAUGUGCGUUUGAGGCUCUGGCAUUUGGGAGCACUGCUAUGUGUGGAAAGGAUACUUUCUGGUUUUGGGUGAUAGCAGCAGUUCCAUUCUACUGUGCUACAUGGGAACACUUCUUCACCAACACGCUUAUUCUUCCAGAAAUAAAUGGACCUACCGAAGGGCUUAUGCUGAUUUACAUGGCUCAUUUUUUCACAGCUGCUGUAGGUGCUGAAUGGUGGGUGCAGGAUGUUAGAUCGUCUAUUCCGAUUUUGAAUUGGAUACCCUUGAUUCCUGAAAUUCCAACAUAUCGGAUGGUGCUGUUUUUAAUGAUUAUUGGUGGUGUUGUGCCUACUGUUUCAUACAAUAUAUUCAAUGUACGCAAAGUUGUGCGAGCAAGGAGGGGAAGCAUGUUCCUUGCGUUAGCUAUGCUUUUCCCAUUUGGCAUGAUUUUGGGGGGAGUUUUGGUGUGGUGUUAUCUCUCUCCUUCAGAUAUCAUGCGCCACCAUCCUCAUUUGCUGAUAGUGGGAACUGGGUUUGCAUUUGGUUUUCUUGUGGGGCGGAUGAUCUUGGCUCAUUUAUGUGAUGAACCAAAAGGCUUGAAAACUGGAAUGUGCAUGUCCUUGUUAUAUCUUCCACUUGCAAUAGCAAAUUGUCUGUCUGCAAGUCUUCUUGGCGGGAUACCACUUAUCGAUGAAUAUUUGAUUCUUCUUGGAUAUUGUGCAUUUACUGUGUCCCUUUAUAUGCAUUUUGCCACUUCUGUUGUCCACGAGAUUACAACUGCUCUUGGAAUAUAUUGCUUCAGGAUUACCAGAAAAGAAGCUUGAACUCUCUGCUAUGGACGUUAGAAUGUACAGGAUUAACCAGAAAGGAAACUUGAAGAUUUGCUUCUUUAGAACAUAUAAGGUGCAAGUCCUUGUAUCAUUCAAUUGUUAUACACCUGUUAUUCUCCGGCUGGAUAUUCGGAAAGUUUUUCACUUGCUGCCAUUUUUUCU
Nymphaea colorata (pocket water lily) is the source of this 1585-nucleotide messenger RNA. Its product is annotated as choline/ethanolaminephosphotransferase 1. NCBI's taxonomy places the organism in Eukaryota, Viridiplantae, Streptophyta, Magnoliopsida, Nymphaeales, Nymphaeaceae. Gene Ontology annotation, biological process: phospholipid biosynthetic process. The record is from RefSeq and is a predicted model, not a curated record. The transcript is spliced from 20 exons. The coding region runs from base 248 to 1417 and encodes 389 amino acids. Gene Ontology annotation, cellular component: membrane. Gene Ontology annotation, molecular function: phosphotransferase activity, for other substituted phosphate groups.